This is a messenger RNA of Betta splendens (Siamese fighting fish), 2118 nucleotides long. RefSeq names its product mitochondrial methionyl-tRNA formyltransferase (gene mtfmt). Gene Ontology annotation, cellular component: mitochondrion. The transcript is spliced from 9 exons. NCBI's taxonomy places the organism in Eukaryota, Metazoa, Chordata, Actinopteri, Anabantiformes, Osphronemidae. The coding region runs from base 358 to 1311 and encodes 317 amino acids. Gene Ontology annotation, molecular function: methionyl-tRNA formyltransferase activity. The record is from RefSeq and is a predicted model, not a curated record. Gene Ontology annotation, biological process: conversion of methionyl-tRNA to N-formyl-methionyl-tRNA; biosynthetic process.
CGUCCAGCGCGGCUGUGCGCAGGCUGUGUGGCGGACUCGGCAGCUCCACAGGCCAAGGUCGUCCUCAGGGCCUCCAUGGAGACUUCUGUUCUUCGGGUCUGAUCAUUUUGCUGUAGAAUCUCUAAAACUCCUCACAACCAACAGGUAAGACUUCACCCUCUGCUCGUGUCGUUGGGACCCGCAGCUCAACGAAACUACACGGCGUAAACCGAGGAGAUACUUUUCAUGUACCACUUUCCACUUGCUGACGUCAUGUAUACCAUAUUUCCAGAAAUCUACUUUGUAUCUAUUACAUUACAAUUGACCUUAAUAAUUGUCAGAUAAAAUGGUUGAACAGCACGACACGGAAGAGUAGCAAUGAUUGCAAACUCUACACGCUCCAUAAACUCAAGUGAAACUGUAGUGGCGUCCCUGGAAGUGGUUACACUGUCUGGAAAUAUGCCAGUGAAGACGUUUGCACAGAAGAACCACCUUCCAUGUCACAGCUGGCCCCUGGAGGUUGUGCCUGGAGAGUUUGAUGUUGGCGUGGUGGUGUCUUUUGGCUGUUUAAUCCCAGAGAGGCUAAUCAACAAGUUUCCAUAUGGGAUUUUGAAUGUUCACCCCAGUCUGCUACCCAGGUGGCGAGGCCCUGCACCCAUCUUCCAUGCUAUAUUACAUGGUGAUACUGUGACAGGAGUCACCAUUAUCCAGAUUCACCCUCAAAGGUUUGAUGUCGGCCCCGUUCUUAAUCAGGAGCUUUUUCAUAUUCCUGAGAACUGUACGUCUGAUGAGCUUGAAGGGGCCUUAGCCACUAAGGGGGCACAUCUGCUGGUUGAUACAUUAAUGUCACUGCCAGAAAGACUAGUGCAGAAGAAGAAGCAGAGACACUCAGGUGCCACGUUUGCUCCAAAAAUUCAUACGUCUAUGAGUUGGAUUGUGUGGGAGGAACUGACUUGUGAGCAAAUUGAUCGUCUCCACCGCGCCAUCGCAUCUCGGAUACCUUUGAGGACCACGUGGAUGGGCAGGACCAUAAAACUUUUGGAUUUUGUUGGAAAAUGUCAUAUUUCAUUAUCAGAUCAAAGAAGCAGAACUGUUCCUGGUUCGGUGACGUAUCAAAAGGAGUCCAACACUUUGGCUGUUUGCUGUAAGGACGGCUGGGUGGGCUUCAAGGCAGUGCUGCUAAAAAAACGACUGACGGCAGCAGACUUCUAUAACGGCUACCUACAUCAGGUGCUGCAGCAGAAGACGCCUCAUGUAGCUGCUGAAGCACAGUUUGUCAGUAACAGAGAGACAGCAGUGUCUUGCCAGAAGAGAAAUUUGUCUGUGUUGUGAUGCAGCCACGGGCUCUGAUAGAAGCCUUAAAGACAUUCUAGCCUUGAAUGGUUUCAUAAUGGUCUGUUUUAAGAAAGGUGCGUUUUAGCACAUUUACUCUCACUGGAUUCGCACUGAAUAGUUGCAUGACUGUGAUAUUUACUGAUGGAUAACAAUGAAAUCUUGUUUUGUUACUUAUGUCCAGUUCCAAAUUUAGUCUUCAUCAAACAAUGGUCAAAUAUGCUUUAAUGUGAAGGACUGUUUGUUUCUGGACUGAAGCUUAGUCCAGAUUAUAGGUUAACCUGCAUUUUUUUAGUUCAUCUUCUUUAAGCAGAUUUCUCUAGAAAACGCCAGGUGAAAUGAGGUUCACAAUUUGCAACACAGACCUUUCUUUAAUUGUACUUAACAAGAGAAUGAUACCGUGUCAUAAAUGGCCACUGUACGCGUUAGUACACGUAAAGUGGAGUCUAUUGGGUUCAGGAUAAUAAUCUAACGUGUACAUAUUACGGUUUACAAUCCCAAGCCGUAGGUGCAGUAGUUGCCCUGGAUGAAGACCUGCUGCCAAAACCCAGGAUCAAGUGUAUAAAUGGCCUGUUGGACGUUUGAAUACUGCUGGUGUGGUUGUAGUCAGAACACAUGCUCCAGCACCUCAAACUGGACAUGAGCAAACUUCAAGGAAAGAUCAAAUAAAUAAAAUCACUUUUAUUUUAUUCUGACUCUUGUUGGAUCUGGAUCUCCACAGGAUGAACUGAAUCACUUAUGUGAAGAAAACUCUUCCAUGUGUCUAAUGAGUGAAUAAAAUGAGUGAAUAAAAAGUAUAUAAAAGUG